AACUGCUCGGGCGGCUCGUCGUGCUCCACGCCCGGGCAUCGCGACUCUAGCUCCGUCUGCGGUCGCCGCCGCCCCCCCUCCCCGACCGGGGAAGGGGCGCAUGUUUACGGCUGAUAUUUGUGCAUUUGGGGCAUCUGGGGAUGGGCGUGUGCGGACGGUGAUUGUGGGACUUGCAUGACCUGCAUGCGGGGUGAGGGUGCUGGAGGAUGGAGCAGGGUUUGAUCCUCUUUGGGGUGUCUGGAGUCCGGCUGGUGGGUUCUGUACCUUUAACGGGGCUCCAGGGUUUGCUGGAAUUACGUCAGAUAAACAGGUUCCUACAUCAGACCAUCUCCGGCGUCUGUUCACUGUGCUUCCAGGCCCGGGUUGCCAACUUUGCUGGCUGUAGAGAGAUUUUCAAUUCGAGACAAUUCUGCACACACACGCACACGCAUUUACAUAUAUGUUCCAGUUUUAUUGCCUUAUAAAUAGUCUGCAGGGUUUGCAACCCCCCCCAUGUCUUUUGAUGUAGCUAAUUUAAUGUUUGUGAUGGAAUAAUAUAGAUUUGGCGUAAGAUUUCUUGCGUGAGGGUGAGUGUAACGCCAGAUGUGUGAGAUGUGGCAACCCUGCCAGUCUGUCUGAUGGAGGGAUGCCCUCAUUCUCAAAACUAUUCCUGUCCAGUUCUGUGCCGGGGUCCAAGUCAAAAGGGAGAGCCGUAUCUGCCGUGAGAGAGGGGCUUGGUAGCUCAGGGUCUGCUGCUAUAUGGGAUAUUUCUGAGGAUAGCUGAAUUGUCCUCCGGUUUGCAUGCAUUUCAAAGGUUUUCAGGAUUAUAGUCUGUCUGUUUAAAUGGGAAUUCUUGGAAAUGUGCUCAGUCGGUUUUUCUUCAUUAAUUGUUUCACUAGAGAUGUCGAGGACAGUAAAAUGCAUUUUGGAACAUGUAACCCGGAGCCCUCUGACAGCGAGGGGGGGGGCUCACCUAGCCUUUGGAUUUUCGGAGCCCUUGGUUAUGAUGUCAGACCAGUUUAAACUCCCACAGUCAAGCAGAAUUAUUAACUCCAGAUUGAUGUGUUAUGGUGGCACAUCACCUUCAUCGCCGGUGUUGUUUGACCGGUUAGACAACACAGACCUUCAGCUGCUGAAAUGCGGAUCAUUUUGAAGUAGCGGCCUAACUUGUUUUAGCCCGGGCCUGUGCUGACCCGGGGCCAGUCUUACUGCCUUGGGGCUUAAACGACGUAAUGUUUCCGCUUGGAACCUGCUGAGGGUUCUUUAAAGAGUCGGCGCGUUUGGAUUUCUCCUUACGAAGGACCUUCAGUCUUCUUCUGGCUUAACGCCGCUCUUUGAGUAGAUAAGUUCGGACGGUGGCUGCAGUUUCACCUUCUGGAGCGUCGUCAGAAGAGUAUUGUUGAUUUGUUGUGUUCCCCGUUUGGAGACUAGCUUUGUUUAUCUCUGUUUAUCAAUAAACACCUUGACAAAGAACUUCCUGUUCACCUCCGGUUUAUCUGGUCGUAUCUGUGUAAUUCUCACUGUAGGGCCAAUAACACAGUCACCUCCCCAAGAGCUAAUCCUGUGCAUCUUCGAGUAUCUGUGCGUCUUCUGCUCCCUUCCUGGUUCGCUGGUCAUGCUCUUCCCUUGUGAGAUCUUUACAGCUGGGUGUAUAUUCUCUGAAAGUCAUAUGACUUGGACCGGGUCUGUACAUUAACUACCCUGCUCUUCUAGCUUACUAACUACAAGCAGAAGUGAGGGGGAAAAAAACUGGUGAAGUAUUAAUCUGUGCAACGAUUUUGCACUUUUUAAACAUUACUUUCCCUUGUGCAUCUGAUUAUUAUUUUCAAGAAGGUGAAACGACUGUGUCCUUGAAGGGAAGAUCAUUUGUAACAUCUGUUAAAAGGCCAUCCCUGUCUUCGUGGCCUUUCUUGCCCUGGUGUGACCCCAGCUGCUAGUCUUAAAAUUCAGUUCAUGUGCUGGUCUUCAUCAAGCCACUGCUGCUACCGUAUUUCACGCUGAAACCCAGGACCGACGUGUAUUCUGGGUUUUUUGGACCGCCACGUCGAUCCAGCCCCUCUUCUCCUGAACCGGCCAACCUCCCUGUCGAAGAUGUCGGCCCAAGCUCCAACGGACCCAAACCUGCGGAGAUUCUUCUCGACGAUGACCAAGAGGACCUCUUUGCUGAGGCCACAGAGGAAGUGUCCCUGGACAGUCCGGAGAGGGAGCCCAUCCUCUCUGAUGGUCCAUCUCCUGCCAUCACUCCUGUGACUCCUACAGCUCUGAUCGCACCUCGGGCCGAGCCCAGUGUCAUCAUGGUCUCCGGCAUGUUCGAGCAAUCCCUCGAUGAGCUGGAGGAGGAUGCGUCGGGGGACUCCUUCGACAUUCAGAUCUCGGUCUCCGAUCCAGAGAAAGUCGGAGAUGGUAUGAAUGCUUACAUGGCCUACAAAGUCACCACGAAGACGUCCCUGAUGGUUUUCAGCAGAAACGACUUCUCCGUGAAGAGACGCUUCAGCGACUUCCUUGGCUUGCACAGCAAACUGGCCUCCAAGUACAUGCAUAUUGGCUACAUUGUGCCACCCGCACCAGAGAAGAGCAUUGUGGGCAUGACGAAAGUCAAAGUGGGGAAGGAGGACUUGUCAUCCACAGAAUUUGUGGAGAAGCGAAGAUCUGCUUUGGAAAGGUAUCUGAUGCGGACGGUGAAGCACCCAGUUCUGCUGCAGGAUCCAGACGUCCUACAGUUUCUGGAGAGCUCUGAGCUGCCGCGUGCGGUUAGCACCCAGGCGCUCAGCGGGGCUGGGAUAUUGAGAAUGGUAAACAGGGCGGCCGACGCUGUCAACAGGAUGACGAUCAAGAUGAAUGAGGCAGACGUGUGGUUUGAGGAGAAGCAGCAGCAGUUUGAGAACCUGGACCAGCAGCUCAGGAAGCUCCAUGGCAGCGUGGAGGCUCUGGUGUGCCACAGGAAAGAACUCUCUGUCAACACGGCAUCCUUUGCUAGAAGUGCGGCCAUGCUGGGAAACUCCGAGGACCAUACGGCGCUGUCCCGGGCGUUGUCCCAACUCGCCGAGGUGGAGGAGAAGAUCGACCAGCUUCACCAGGAGCAGGCCUACGCUGACUUCUACCUGUUCUCCGAGCUACUGGGGGACUAUGUGCGGCUCAUUACCGCGGUAAAGGCCGUGUUCGAGAAUCGCAUGAAGACCUGGUCCAAGUGGCAGGAUGCGCAGCUCAUGUUGCAGAAGAAGCGGGAGGCCGAGUCCAAGCUGCAGUUCACCAACAAGCCGGACAAGUUGCAACAGGCUAAGGAUGAGAUCAAGGAGUGGGAGGCCAAGGUCCAGCAGGGGGAACGAGACUUUGAGCUGAUCUCAAAAACCAUUCGCAAGGAGGUGGGCAGGUUUGAGAAGCAGAGAGUGAACGAUUUCAAGGUGGUCAUCAUCAAGUACCUGGAGUCGCUAGUGCAGACCCAGCUGCAGCUGAUAAAAUACUGGGAGGCUUUCUUACCGGAAGCCAAGGCUAUCGCGUGAGCAGACCGCCAGCCGGCCGCGCCGACGGGACUGGCCAACGAUCGCACUUCUGUUUACAUCAUAACCUCACGUUAAAGAUGAUGCACGGAUGAAGCAAAUCGAAAUCCUCCCAAAUAAAACCACUAUAUAUAUAAAUAUAUAAAUAUAUUUUUAAAUAGUUUUGUUUCGAGGGUGCUGGUCCUCGCCUGAUUCGGAUCGGGCUUUGAAGCCUGCAGAGCUCUUCGAAUGGCUGACGUCUGGUCUCCUGUUUUGAUUUCAUUUUUGAUUUUUGAUGUGUGUUAUUUUUAUUUUAUUUCAGCACUUCGUGCUUUUUUUUUUAGUCGAUUUUUUUUUUGUUUGUUUAAUAAAGUCUUGUCUGAAGUACUUAUUAGAAAUUUGUUGAAUUUUCCCUUUACAUUCCUCAGCAGAAGCAUUUGAAUACUGUUAAUAAAGGAUUUACUUCAAGGAGUAAA
Brienomyrus brachyistius is the source of this 3931-nucleotide messenger RNA. RefSeq names its product sorting nexin 2 (gene snx2). Bases 2274 to 3479 code for a protein of 401 amino acids. NCBI's taxonomy places the organism in Eukaryota, Metazoa, Chordata, Actinopteri, Osteoglossiformes, Mormyridae. Gene Ontology annotation, cellular component: retromer complex; endosome membrane; endosome. Gene Ontology annotation, molecular function: phosphatidylinositol binding. Gene Ontology annotation, biological process: early endosome to Golgi transport; intracellular protein transport. The transcript has 15 exons. The record is from RefSeq and is a predicted model, not a curated record.